CUGCACUACGGGACCCUCCUGGGCAGCAGAGCUUGUGCCCACAUGGCAGCAGCUGCCUGGGCCACUGGCUUUCUCUAUUCACUGCUGCACACAGCCAAUACAUUUUCCCUGCCCCUGUGCCAUGGCAAUGCCCUGGGCCAGUUCUUCUGUGAAAUCCCACAGAUCCUCAAGCUCUCCUGCUCCAAAUCCUACCUCAGGGAGCUUGGGCUUCUGGCUGUAAGUGUCUGUGUAGCCUCAAGCUGUUUUGUGUUCAUUGUUUUCUCCUAUGUGCAGAUCUUCAGGGCUGUGCUGAGGAUCCCCUCUGAGCAGGGACGGCACAAAGCCUUUUCCACCUGCCUCCCUCACCUGGCUGUGGUCUCCCUGUUUCUCAGCACUACCUUUUUUGCCUACCUGAAGCCCCCCUCCAUCUCCUCCCCAUCCCUUGAUCUAGCCCUGUCAGUUUUGUACUCAGUGGUGACUCCAGCCCUGAACCCCCUCAUCUACAGCCUGAGGAACCAGCAGCUCAAGGCUUCCAUGUGGGCACUGAUGACUGGAUGCUUUCAGAAACAUUAA
Molecule: messenger RNA, 552 nt
Organism: Melospiza melodia melodia
Lineage: Eukaryota; Metazoa; Chordata; Aves; Passeriformes; Passerellidae
Product: olfactory receptor 14J1-like
Exons: 1
Biological process (GO): G protein-coupled receptor signaling pathway
Cellular component (GO): membrane
Molecular function (GO): olfactory receptor activity; odorant binding
Source: RefSeq, a predicted model, not a curated record